CCCAAUGUAUAGAUACAGAAAAUCUGUAUAUAUACACCCACCCACCCCACUCCACGCCACCCCGGAGACGCAUCUUACAUUACAUUACUUAAAAAGACAGGGACAGAAGCAGAGCACACGCACCGCCAAAUUAUAUAUAUACCUAUCGAAGGUUCCCGCGCUUAUGCGUCGAAUCGAUCAGAUGUGAACUGGAAAAGGGGAACUCGAAGACGAAGACACGAAGUUCAUCGCCGCUGCAGUUGGGAAACGAUUCAACUUUGGGGGGAUUUUAAUUUAGGGAUCCUGAAUUUGGAGAAGGAUAAUUAUGAAGGCGAUGGAGAAGCUCCUAUUGAAUUCGAAUUCCCUGACGGCGAGCAAAUCGAAGCCGAAAGUGUUAGUAUGGCUGUUUCUGUUCGUCUCAGCUACUUAUUUGGUCUACACAUUGAGGCUGCUUUCGUCUCCUCACCCGCCUUGCGACGACGACGGCGGCGGCGUCGUUUUCCUCAAUAGCCGCCGCGAUUCCGUGAACGCCUCAUCGCCGGAGAAAUUCGCGUCUCAAUCGAAACAAUCGGCGGAACAGAGCCUCGCCACGACCGGAUUAGAGCACAUUGUCUUCGGCAUCGGGGCGUCGGCGAAGCUGUGGCCGCGCAGGAAGGAGUACAUAAAGCUGUGGUGGAGACCGGAGAAGAAGAUGCGGGGAACCGUCUGGCUCGACAAGCCUGUCAAGGCUUACAGAAACGAGAGCCGGAGCCUACCGGAAAUCAGAAUCUCCGGCGACACUUCGCGCUUCCCGUACAGGAACAAGCAGGGCCACCGCUCCGCCAUCCGUAUUUCCAGGAUCGUCUCGGAGACUCUGAGGCUGGGAGGAAUGGAUGGCGUGCGGUGGUUGGUGAUGGGCGACGACGACACGGUCUUCUUCACGGACAAUCUGGUUAGGGUUCUGAACAAGUACGAUCACAAUCAGUAUUACUACAUCGGGAGCUCCAGCGAGAGCCAUUUGCAGAACAUAUAUUUCUCCUACAACAUGGCUUACGGCGGCGGCGGCUUCGCCAUUAGCUAUCCUCUGGCCAAGGCACUCGAGAAGAUGCAGGAUCGGUGCCUCCAUAGGUACCCUGGUUUGUACGGAUCCGACGACAGAAUGCAGGCUUGUAUGGCUGAGCUCGGCGUUCCACUUACCAAAGAGCUUGGUUUUCAUCAGUUUGAUGUUUACGGAAACUUAUUCGGGUAUCUUGCUGCACACCCUGUUGCUCCAUUGAUCACAUUGCACCAUCUCGACGUGGUGGAGCCAAUAUUCCCGAAUACAACCAAAAUACGAGCGCUACAACGGCUGCAAGUCCCAAUGCAGCUUGAUUCAUCAGGCCUGAUGCAGCAGUCAAUUUGCUACGACAAAACAAAUCAGUGGACAAUAUCAGUUUCUUGGGGGUUUGCAGUUCAAGUAAUCCGCGGGGUAUUGUCUCCUCGUGAGAUGGAGAUGCCGUCAAGAACCUUCUUGAAUUGGUACCGGCGAGCUGAUUACCAUGGAUAUGCUUUCAACACAAGGCCAUUCGCGAGGAACCCGUGUCAGAGACCCUUUGUUUUCUAUUUGUCAAAGGCUGUAAUGGAGCCAAACACGAAUCGAACCUUCACCAAGUACACUCAUCACCGCGUCCCUCAUCCUCUAUGCAAGUGGAAUUCGACAGAUCUGGAGGAGUUUGACAUGGUGAAGGUUUACAAAAUGGUUGACCCACAUUUAUGGGAUAGGUCUCCGAGACGAAACUGUUGCCGCGUAAUGAGCAGCGCAAACAAAAGCUUGGCCAUCGAAGUCGGCGUAUGCGAGGAAGGUGAGAUCAGUGAAGUACAUCGAUGACUCGCCAACCAUGUUUCAUGCCUCAGAUUUAUUAUUAAUAAUAAUAAUUAUUAUUAUUAUUAUUUUUUUAACAUUCUCUAAUGCCAUGGAUAUCAGGAUUAUUCAAUUUUAUCUGUGUAAUUAAUAGCUUUCUGUUUAUUUAUAGAGGCUUGGGGCUGGUGUAGGCCCUUGCAUUUCGUUACUAAUUCAGGUUUCAGGCAUGAAAACUGGGAAUACAUGUGUAUCUAUAUUUAUAACAUUAAUGUUGACACGUGGUAUUUCUAUUAAUAUAUAGAAUAGGGAAUUAUAUA
Molecule: messenger RNA, 2115 nt
Organism: Andrographis paniculata
Lineage: Eukaryota; Viridiplantae; Streptophyta; Magnoliopsida; Lamiales; Acanthaceae
Exons: 4
Coding region: 305-1825 (506 amino acids)
Molecular function (GO): acetylglucosaminyltransferase activity
Source: RefSeq, a predicted model, not a curated record